CUGGGUAGCAGGGUAGGCUGUAGCGCGCUCCCUAGUAACACAGAGUGGAGGAGGGUGAGGUAAUUCUGAGAGGAUUCUGCUGCACCGAGACACACACACACUGGCAAAUUAAUUAGUGGUUUAAGGAGGAACUAAAACCGAGCGAAUGUUUCGAAAUUACAAUAACUAAACAUAUCAGUUAUUAACUGGUAAAUAUUGCGCAUAAAAAGGCGAACUGUUUGAACUUUAGAAGCUAAUUUCUCGUAGCGCCUGCCUGCUCUCUCGCUUCUGCUCGAAUAUUGCAGUCAUGUCGGCGGGAGGAGAUUUCGGGAACCCGCUGAGGAAAUUUAAGUUGGUGUUUUUGGGAGAGCAGAGUGUUGGGAAGACUUCAUUGAUCACCAGGUUUAUGUAUGACAGUUUUGACAACACCUAUCAAGCAACAAUAGGAAUAGAUUUUUUGUCAAAAACCAUGUACCUGGAAGACAGAACAAUCAGGUUGCAGCUCUGGGACACUGCGGGUCAGGAACGCUUUCGUAGCCUCAUUCCCAGUUACAUCCGUGAUUCAGCCGCAGCUGUAGUAGUUUACGAUAUUACAAAUGUAAACUCUUUCCAGCAAACAACAAAAUGGAUUGACGAUGUCAGAACGGAGAGAGGGAGCGAUGUUAUCAUCAUGCUGGUGGGGAAUAAGACGGAUCUAGCAGACAAAAGGCAAGUAUCUAUCGAGGAGGGGGAGAGGAAAGCCAAAGAGCUGAAUGUAAUGUUUAUUGAAACUAGUGCUAAAGCAGGAUACAAUGUAAAACAGCUUUUUCGACGUGUAGCAGCUGCCUUGCCUGGGAUGGAAAGCACACAGGACAAGAGCAGAGAAGACAUGAUCGACAUAAAACUGGAAAAGCCCCCAGAACAGCCAGUCAGUGAGGGAGGUUGUUCCUGUUAAUAUCAUGUAUCUCAUCUCCUCUCUCUCUCGUCUGUCUGUGUGUCUCUCUCUCUCUCUCUCUCUCUCUCUCUCUCUCUCUCUCUCUCUCUCAAAUGAAAUGCCACUGCUGCUUCUCAUUUCCAUCAGAUGCAGUGUGAAUAUCAGCUCGUAACUUUCCCUGUCAAUAUAAAUAUAUAAAAAAGAAAGAAAGACAGUUGCAGUUUUAUUGCUGGCGGCCUCGUUGUAUGGCCUAUUAGCAUCCCAAGCACAAAACUGAAGAUAGUCAGUGCUGUCAUAUUUCCAAAAACAAAAUGCCAUAUUCCAACAGAUUUAGGCGCUUGCCUCUUAAGUGGUACAUCCUGUUUUGGGUUUAUUUAUUAAAAUACUGCACUUUUAAUGUGAAAAUAAUAAUCAGUUUGAAAAGUUUGAGUCUGGCUUUAGAACACAUGCAGGGAUGAGCCUGUGUUGAACGCUGAUUCACUCUUUAACAAUGACAGAAUCGACAGCUAUACAACAGAUAACUUUUUUGUUUUGCUUUCUUUUUACUCUUUCAGUUAUUUACACAGAAGGGUUAAAAAAAGCUCUAAAUUCUAAGUGCUGAGUUUUGAUACAGUAAUAGAAUCAUUAAGAAUAUAACUAUUACAUUUGAAAAAAAAAUCCCUUUAGUUGAAUCAAUGAAGUGACUUGCUGAAUGCAUAUUUGUAAACCAGAGAUGUUUCAGCAUGUCAAACAUUUUCAAACAGCAAAACCUUAAUUAAAAAUACAAAUAGUUAGCAAGCUUGAAUACAUCAGGAGAGUCAUUAUUUUAAUGCAAAAAGUUUAAGUAAGGGGAAGUAUCAUAUUUGAUACCUGAAAAAUGAUGCAGACAUUGCUGUGCCUUUUUAUUUAGUUGACCAUUUUCUUAGGGCUUCCACUGGUUUGUUUUAUUUUUUGUUAGGUUUGUAUAGUUUGAUUUAACAUACCUGUGAUAAUAUACUAUAGAGUUAUUUAACUAGUUUAUAUAAUUAACCCUGCCUUCUGUAAUUUAUUUCUGAAACUGGAUCAUUUAAAAUUAUUGUCAAACAAAAAAUGUUUUUUAGGUUUUGGUAUUUUUUCAGAAGUAAUCUUAGCUCCUCCCACCACUUAAAACACUGAAAGUAUAAUCCAUAAACCUUUCAAUCCCUUA
Polyodon spathula (Mississippi paddlefish) is the source of this 2057-nucleotide messenger RNA. RefSeq names its product RAB6A, member RAS oncogene family (gene rab6a). Gene Ontology annotation, molecular function: GTPase activity; GTP binding. The record is from RefSeq and is a predicted model, not a curated record. The coding region runs from base 287 to 913 and encodes 208 amino acids. The transcript is spliced from 8 exons. NCBI's taxonomy places the organism in Eukaryota, Metazoa, Chordata, Actinopteri, Acipenseriformes, Polyodontidae.